Molecule: messenger RNA, 5143 nt
Organism: Larimichthys crocea (large yellow croaker)
Lineage: Eukaryota; Metazoa; Chordata; Actinopteri; Sciaenidae
Gene: sdccag8
Product: SHH signaling and ciliogenesis regulator sdccag8
Exons: 18
Coding region: 252-2390 (712 amino acids)
Biological process (GO): centrosome cycle; tube formation; establishment of cell polarity
Cellular component (GO): centriole; centrosome
Source: RefSeq, a predicted model, not a curated record
UGGUUUUAAAUUCACCGUGCACGUUGACUCCACUCGCGCCGGGGGCGGUGAUAUAGGGUUCCAUUACAUUAAAACGAGAACACCGACUUCGGGGCACGCAGGUGUGUGAAAACAAACACACCACCGCUGAGACUCGGUGACCGUUACGACGCGCGAGAUGUCAUGGUUGUUAUGGUAGUUGCUACGCUUAGCUUAGCAUGUUUAGUCAGUAAUAAAGCGUUUUAUAUUCAUGUAAAUAAAUAGAUACAUAAAUGAAAAUGUUAGACUCAGAUGAGGAGGAAGAGGAGCAGCUGGGCGCUUACCAAAAGGAGCUGAGACAGCGGGCCAACCAGAGCAUACAGCAGCUGAGCAGUACUCUGGAGCAGCUGAGCCCCGAGGGAGAAGAGGUGGAGCAGCUCAGAGGCAGCGAUGGCAACCUCCUCCCCAUCAUGGCUGAAGAGGACAAGGCCGCAUGGAGCCAAAAGACACAGAGCGAAGCAGUUAAUCAGCUGAAGAGCCUUCUACUGAAGCAGUGCAGAGAAAUUCCCUCUGCUCCCUCUCCUUCAAAGAAACAGUCUCCAUCCAAGAGAGUACAGCAGGAAGGGAAGUCCAGUUUGCCGACUUAUCAGGAUCUGGUCCCAAUGAUUAACAAUCAGUCAGAGUACAUCCAACACCUGGAGGCUGAGGUCAAAUUCUGCAAGGAAGAGUUGCAGGGGAUGAAACAGCGGAUCAGAGUGGUGGUGGUGGAGAAUGAGAAGCUGCAUUCAGACCUUAAAUCCAAAGCUAUGGAGGAAUCUCUGAAAGAAUUCACAUUACGCAACACCACGGUGAAUGAGAGUAUGGCAGCCAACAGCCACGUAGACUCUAAUACAAGCUACAGCAGGCUUCAGAAAGCAGAACACACCGCAUGGAAAAAUGAGCUGGAACAACUUAAAGUGAUCUACCAGGCUCAGAUUGAAAGCUUGGAGGCUCAGGUCAUCUCCCUCAGGAAGGAUCUGUCAGUCAGUCAGAAGGAGUGUGAGGAGGUGAAGGUUCGUCUGAGACACAGGGAGAAACAGGCUGCGGAUGCACAGAGGGCUGAUGGAGCUCCCCGUGUGGCGGGAUUGUGUUUGAAGUGUGCACAGCACGAGGCUGUGUUGGCUGGGACUCAUACAAAUCUGCAUGUCCAGGCUAUUGACAGGCUCACAAAGGAGCGUGACGAGUUACUGGUGGCUCUGCGUGCUGUGCGGACAAGUCAGCAGGAGGCGCAGCAAAGGGAGUGGUCAGCCUGUCUCCAGGUCAAACAGGCUGUGGAGAUGGCAGAAGAAGCAAAUCUGUACAAAGCAAGGGUGGAGGUACAAUGUGAGCAGUUGUCCAGGGAGCUGGCUCGACACAGGGAACAACUAGAACGAGAAGCACAGGCCUUACAGGGGAGACUGGCUGAGGCCAGAGAGGAGGGUCGGACUGAGGCCCGCAAACAGAAAGAGGACCUGGCGCAUACAGUAUCCAGCCUCUCCCAGCGUGUUGCUGAGUUGGAGGGGCAGCUGGACAGAGCUCACCGAGACAAGAGCUCACUGACCAAUCAGCUGGAAGAUACUCUUCGAAAGCUUACCAAUGAAGAACAAGACAAUACCAAGGUGUGUGUGGAUCUGCGAUAUCAGCUCAGCCAGGCCCAACUGAAGAAAGAGGAGGCAGAGAGAGAGCUCAGAGAGCUCAGCACAAAGGCCAGCAGACAGAUGGAAAAAGCGGCACAGGAAGUGGAAAGGCUGAGCUCAGAGCUGGUUGGCUGUCGGCAGCAUCUGGAGGCGGUCCAAAAGGACGGGAGCCAAUGGCAGGCCGAAGCCCUGAGCCUAGCAGAACAGCUGGCAAAUGCCCAGCGCCAACUGCACCUCACCAGACAGGACAGAGAGAGUGCAGAACGGGCUCACGACGAGGACAUGGCAUCUGUGACACUUUCAGCCCGGGAAAGGGAGAGAGAGCUGGCGGCACUGCUGGAGCGAACAGAGGCUCAACACCAGCAGAGAGUCGCAGAGUUGGACGGUCUGCUGAGUUCCCAGAAUUCCCUGAUUGGAAAGCUGAAGGACGAGUGCGGCGCGCUGGGAGUCAAACUGGAGGAGCUGACAGAAAACAGCCGAAGUGAGAUGGAGCAGCUGGCUCUUGAGAAACAACACCUAGAGGAAACAGUGAAGAGUCUGAGAGCUCGCUGCUCCGACAUGGAGGAACAGUGUGUCCAGCACGGCCGCAUGCACCAGCGCAUGAAGGGCAGACUGCAGCAGUUGGACCGUCACUGUCAGAGCAGCGCCCAGCAGGUGUGUGAGCUGCUGGCCAAACAGAACCAGCUGAUGCAGGAGAGAAACACACUCACCGAGGAGAUGCAGAACCUACACAUGGAGCUCCCGAACACGAGACGAGUCGACGCUCUGGCCACAUGAGUUUGGAUCUGGACGUUUUCACAGAAAUCUACAAAAACACGUCAGACUGUAAUUACCCAGGAGUGUGUGCAGGGAGGCAGGUGUGCUCAUCUCUGCACAAAUAUUUCAUUAUGAGAACUGAAAAUCAGAUUUUUACAUUCGGCAAAAGGCUGUUACUGUGGUUACUGGGAUGUUUUUAAACAAACUCAGUGGUGCACUGAUGAAUUUUUUUUUUUUUUACUCAGAACAAAUAAACCGUUUGAGCCUCAAGUUGAGCCUUAACUGUGACGAAUAUUUCUGUUUUUUUAACAUUCGAACUGAGCUGAAAGUUCAAGAGCAUCACAAAGCAAACAAGUCGACACCAUCGCAGCAGAUUGACAUAGUGCUUUAUUGAAGCUGUCUGUAAGAAGGAAAAUAAUGUGCAUCCCUAUCAUAUACAUUUUAUGUGUAAAAAUACUAAGGAUGUACAGUGUAAAAAACAGCUUCAUGUUGAUGGUAAUUUGUUGUUUUCACAUCCUCGCGGCCUCACUGGCCAGCAGCACUGCAUCCUAACAGCAUGAGGGACAGAAAAAAGGCUGUUUGAUCGAUCUGCUUGAGUUUCCCGACACUUCGGCGUCUCAGACUCAACAUCAGCAGAGCUGACUUUAGUACUACAGUGCUUCGGGGAAACGUGGCCCACUCUGCGAACAGCUGGCGGCUGUCCAGAAACGUCUCACACACAACUGUAAAGCUACAGUAGAUGGACAUGGACGUGAAGUUAAAACUCAGUUACACUUUGUAAUAUUUGUACAUGUUUGCCGUUUUUUGUUUGCUGUUUAUAAAUAAAUGCAUCUCAUGCUUGUUCAUGUUAAUAAUCGUGAUGAUAGUAGACUAGUAACCAGAGAGGAAAGGGGAGGAAUUCUGUCGCAGACAUGAGGUCAAAUACUUUCAGAAAUCCUUCCAAACACUUGAGCCAUUUACUUAUUAUCUGCAUUAAACGCCAGGCCUGAGCGCAGCUUGUGAUUUUUGGCUGACGCCGUCCGUUCAUUAACCACGUGGCAAGAUCAACGCAGAGCAGCUGAGGUCUUUGACAGGAUUUUACAUAUUAUUCAAAUACUACUGGAGUGAGAUCUGUUGUGUGAUAGAUGAACAGUACAAACAGCAGCAGCAGCUUUAAGAGUGGACGCUGUCAGCGCAGCGUCCGAUAUCUCACAUACUGUCGAUUCACACCAGUCGAGGGCACCAGUAAAGCUGUAAGGAGGCUUAAACUGAACUUCAGCGUCCAGUUUGAGAGCCUCUGUUUGGUGACGACAACUCAGACAAAGUUAAAUGUUUCCCCUCGACUGACUCAGUCUCUAAGGGAAAACCCUACAUUGAUGGAGAGGAUUACUAAGCUCCACCUUCUCCACGUACAGUAAAUUGGAGGAAAACUUUCAUUUUUUUUAUGAUCUGACCUUUAAAAUCUGUUGUCGCUGCCAGUAAAUAAACUUUUAUCUGUAUUGAACGAGGAGAGUCGAAAGGCUCACUGGAGGGAAAACCUCAAAACAGAAGAGGAAAGAGUCAGUGACGUCAGCGGAGUUGCAGCGAUCGCUCGGUGGAUUUUUCCAAGUUCACAAGGACCGAUCAAUCCACCGGGCGCGAUCGACGGCCCACUCUGCGGUGGCACCACUGACUCCGUCUCUGGCAUGUGGGACACAAUCAUCCAGGUCUCGCCAACUCAACAACGCAACAUCAAAGCUAUCGGUUUGUUUGUGGAGGAGAGAUGUGCUUUAAAAAUCCUCGUUUUCUUAAAAACAUAAAAAAAGCUAAAAAUCUUCCUUUAAAGCAGGGCUGAAUCAGAUUCCUCUGAAUCAUAUAAAAAGUGAUGGGUGUGAAAAGUGCUGUGGCCAAAGCUACAAAGCGGUAUUUUAUGAACUCUGGUGUCUAAUGAUUUUGGCGGUAAGCGUGCACAUACAGCUAGAACUCCUCAGACACUCGCAGACCUGGGUCAAAUCAAAGCUGAAAUCCUUCCAAAUACUUGCGAGCGUUUGCUUGAGCCCGUCGAGGGUGCCAGCUGGGUUGGAUUCGGCUGCUUUCAGCUGUGCCAGACAAGCUCAAUCAAUCACAGAGAAGUAUUUUUCAUAAGAGUUCUGAGUGCCACUUUGACUCAGGACUGAUAGUGUGGACAGAGGAGGACUACAGCAUGCAGGCCAGCGCCAUCCUUUUAUACUUUCUGCCAUAAAGCGCCUUUGCUAGCUAAUAGCAAUUUCAAAUGGAUGUGCAAGAGUAAAGCAUGUGGACUUAAGAGCAGCGGAAAACAGGUAAUGUGUCGUAUAAGAGAUAUCUGUAAAGAAAAAAAGGAGGCAUUUAUUUUUAGACUUAAACUGCAGAGUGAAACACGACUACACCCCCUUACUGUUAAACUCCAAACAAAAACAAAACAAAGAAAAAAGAAGACAUCAAAUAAAUUAAAAUAGAAAAGAAAUUCAAGUUAUCCAUCAACGAUAAUAACAAAAACAUUUAAAUAAAUAUAUUGGAAUACAGUUCUCUAUGCCUAAUGAGAGCACAUCCCCCGGUGCUCUCUCUUAAUCCGUGUCAUCCACACAUCGAAAGUGCCGUCUUCCACAUGAUAACGUGUUUUUUUUGUUUUUGUUUUUCUUUAACAUGCAUGUUGAGAGUUCAAAUCUUUAAAAAAUAUAUUUCCUCAUACAUUUUGACUCUGAAGUGCUGGAUGUCAGAGUUUUUUUUUGUUUGUUUUUUUUUUUACUUAUUCUGAGCUAAACCAUAAGGCUUACUGGCGUUUGAAGACAAAUAUU